AUUUGAUUAGAUUAGAUAAGAUUAAAUUACUUGUAGUUUUGUGUGAUAAAUACAUAUCGUCAGACAAAUAAGCGUAAUAUUCAAUGUGGUGUACGCUUUAAAAAUUUUCACUGAUUAUUACUUUUUUUUUUGAAUUUUAUUAUUUUCAAAAGUUGAAUAAAAUUACAGACUGAUAAUAAUAAUAAUCUGCUUUGAAUUACACAAAUCUAAUUAAAUGGAACCACAAAAAGUUAUUGUCAAAAGUACUGGAAUGCCAGAUGAAAUGCAAGAACAUGCUAUCAGAUCAUGUUUGAAAGCAAUGAAAGUUCUACGUCAUGAUAAAGAUGUGGCUAGUGCAUUAAAAAAAGAAUUCAAUGAUAAAUAUGGACGUACAUGGCAUUGUGUUGUUGGAAGUAAUUAUGGAAGCAAUGUCAGUCAUGUCGACGAAGGAUUGAUUUAUUUCUUUGUUGAUAGAAAAUCAGUUUUAUUAUUUAGAACAGAAUGUGUUUAAUUGUACUUUUCAUUUGUCCAAGAAACAAGGUGAACAGUAAAAAUUUAAUUUUUUUGGGAUAAUUUCAAAUUUCUUUUUUUUUUUCAAGAGUUAAUUGUACGCUGAUGGCUUUUAUUGAUCUGAUGAACACCGGUUCAAUGUAUAAUUACAGUUUGUAACUACUCUGAGAUGUAUAGAAAAUAUUAAAUUUUGUUAAAUAAAUAU
Molecule: messenger RNA, 694 nt
Organism: Schistosoma turkestanicum
Lineage: Eukaryota; Metazoa; Platyhelminthes; Trematoda; Strigeidida; Schistosomatidae
Source: the annotation of a GenBank genome assembly